UUGUAAAAGAGUGUUCUAAAGUAUUGUUAUUAAAUAUGAAUACUGUUUGUUAACUGUCAACCUGUUAGGCCUGUUGCUCCCACACCGCAGAGGUCAGCUGCUGCGGUGGGCGUUCCACCAGUUUGAAAACUACAAAAGAAGCUGUAGAUGAAAACAUUCACACAGAGCCAUGAACAAUAUUGUGAUGUUAUGGUAAGAGGUGUGUGUGCUUAGAGUGUUCUUUUCACACACUCACCAACUGUCAUAAUAUGAAAUUUGAAGCAGUUACAUUUAAACAAACGUGUCAUGUAAUUGCUCUGUAAACGUGCAGAGAGGAUGAACUUGACACAAGUUACUUAUCUUACUCUUGCUGGGUACUUUGAAACCAGAGUGUUCAUCCACCUAUUGUUUCUGAUUUUGCUGUGUCUCUAUGUGUUGAUCAUUGUUUCUAAUGUGUUGCUGAUUGUAGUUAUCUGUAUGACCAGAAGUCUACAUGAACCUAUGUACCUGUUUCUGUGCAGCCUGUUUGUAAAUGAACUGUAUGGUAGUACAGGUUUGUUUCCAUUCCUGCUGCUUCACGUUCUCUCUGACGUUCACACUGUCUCUCUUUCCUUGUGUUUCCUGCAGAUCUUCUGUGUUUACUCGUAUGUCACAAUCGAGUUUUUUACUUUAGCCAUCAUGUCAUAUGACCGUUUCCUUGCUAUAUGUUACCCUCUGCAGUACAGCACACGCAUGACCUUUAACAGGAUUGCUAUACUCAUUGCUAUAAUGUGGUUACUUGCUUUUCUUAUAGUUACUGGCACAAUAGUCUGUAGUUUGUCACUUAAGCUGUGCGGAAACACCAUCAUCAAUGUAUACUGUGUCAACUACUCCAUAGUGAAACUGUCCUGUGGUGACACCACACCAAACAACAUCUAUGGACUUUUCGUCACAGCGGGCACAGUCUUUGUUCCUCUGACUUUGAUCCUGUUCACAUACGUGAAGAUUUUAAAAGUUUGUUUCUCUGGUUGUAAACAGACAAGACAGAAAGCAAUCAGCACCUGCACACCUCAUCUGGCCUCACUGCUCAACUUCUCCUUUGGGGUUUGUUUUGAAGUUUUACAGAGCAGGUUUGAUAUGAGCAGUGCCCCUAAUAUUCUAAGAAUAUUUUUAUCUUUAUAUUUUCUUACAUGUCAGCCACUGUUCAACCCUCUGAUGUACGGACUCGGGCUGUCCAAAAUACGUCAUGUCUGUAAAUGUUUGUUUCAUUCUGACAUGUAG
Solea solea (common sole) is the source of this 1239-nucleotide messenger RNA. RefSeq names its product olfactory receptor 5P6-like. Bases 316 to 1239 code for a protein of 307 amino acids. Gene Ontology annotation, biological process: G protein-coupled receptor signaling pathway. Gene Ontology annotation, cellular component: membrane. The record is from RefSeq and is a predicted model, not a curated record. The transcript has a single exon. NCBI's taxonomy places the organism in Eukaryota, Metazoa, Chordata, Actinopteri, Pleuronectiformes, Soleidae. Gene Ontology annotation, molecular function: G protein-coupled receptor activity; olfactory receptor activity.